GUGCCAACCACCGCACCAACAACUCCCCAACCAAUCCUUCUCCUCUCUCUCGUACUUGUCUCCCACCCCCGGCCUCCUCGUCUUUCCUUUCCUUUCCUCUUCUCUCCACACCGCCUGUGCUCUCCACACGACCGCAACAGCUGCCUGCCUCGCGCUUCAAUCUUCAGGUUGCUGCUCUUAUUCGUAUGGAUUCCUUUUUCCAAAGAGCUUUUGGUGGUUCAGUGUGCUUGGAAGAGAAUAAUGUUGUCCAACAAGGAAUUGAAAGAUGCCCAUUCCUGAGGAACAUCAAUGAGCCUACAAGUUUUUCCUUAUCAUCUGUCAAUUUUCCUGCUCCUGCAACGGGAGCCAAGGGUCCAAUUUUCGAAGAUGGGCCCAACUUUGACACCGCAUUUCGAGUAUUCCACGGCAGAGACGGGGUUGUUCCACUUUCAGAAGGAUCCUUUCCACAGAUUGAGAAGCCACUACCAAAGCCGGUUCCUGAAUUCAACCCCUUGGCAGCCAAAGCAGCUACCAUCAGUCUCUCAGCAUUUGGAGGCUUUUUUAGCUUCGGUGAUUUCUCAAACAAGCGCAAUAAGAAAAACUCCAACAAAAAGAAUCCCAACAACCUCCCCCAGAAUAAAGGCCAGUCUAACAGUAACCAUGAAGCUAUGAGCAAUGAAUGGCUUGAGAAUGGUCAAUGCCCUCUUGCAAAGUCAUAUAGAGCAAUGGGUGGAGUCGUGCCACUCCUCGCAAAGAUGAUGACACCCCCAGCUGGUAUGAAACUGACAUGCCCACCUGCGAUUGUUGCUGCCCGUGCAGCAAUAUCCCGCACGGCGUUUGCGAAGGGGCUUCGCCCUCAGCCACUGCCGACAAAAGUAGUGGUGAUCGCACUGCUCGGCAUGGCAGCAAACGUUCCUCUUGGCAUCUGGAGGGAACACACUACGAAGUUUUCAGUGCAGUGGUUUGCGGCGGUCCAUGCUGCGGUGCCUUUCAUAGGAAUGCUGAGGAAGUCUAUUCUGAUGCCGAAGAGUGCCAUGGCCCUUACCAUAGCUGCCUCAAUAUUGGGUCAGACAAUUGGUUCAAGAGCCGAACGUAUCAGAUUGAAGAGAGCAAAGUUGGCAGCAGAGGGACAUGGCCAUGCUGCGCAGAUUGAAGCUCCGGUGAGCCUGAAAACCGGGAGCUACGGGGCCGUCCAAUUUUGGGAUCCGCUGGCCCUCAGAGUGGAAAGCACCGUAUCCCCAGUUCUUGUCCCAAGUACUGUUGGUGCUCUGUAUUGAUAAUGUUCAUUCCGGCUGGUGCAUCAGAGUUCAUAAUUCAUUGUUUGGUGUAUUCAUUGUGUUGUGUCUUUGUAAAGGAUUACUUGGGGUUUUCUCCCAGUCUGUCAUCAUGCGUUUGGCUUGGGACCAGCGAAUAAAUUUAAGACAUUUUGCUUC
Brachypodium distachyon (stiff brome) is the source of this 1412-nucleotide messenger RNA. RefSeq lists its product as uncharacterized. Bases 186 to 1256 code for a protein of 356 amino acids. The record is from RefSeq and is a predicted model, not a curated record. NCBI's taxonomy places the organism in Eukaryota, Viridiplantae, Streptophyta, Magnoliopsida, Poales, Poaceae. Gene Ontology annotation, cellular component: chloroplast. The transcript has 4 exons.